AGGAAAAAAAAUCUCAGUGUCAGUGGUAUUAAGAUUCGCUCGUAUUUCAUGGUCACGCUCAUAAGUCCUCUGCUUGCAAUGCAUGGAUGAUGUUUUCUGCAGUGAGAUUUAUCAGAAGAAUGGCUGCACAAAGGAUAACUCUAGCAGCCUUUGUGCUCUUUAUCCCUGCAGCUCAAUGUUCGACACUGAAUGAUUCACCCUUCACACUCACUAACAGGGCCACUGGUUUUUGUUUGGUGAAAAAAUUAACCCGAUGUCUCGACAUUCGCUGGACAUCGGGGAAUCGUCUUUUUGUGACCUCAACUAAAAAGUGCCUUGGAGCGCAGGGCAAAAGCGUGGGGAGUGAAGUCAAUCUCUAUGACUGUGACGACAGGAGUCCGCUCCAAAAAUGGGAAUGCAGGAAUGAAACGCUGCUCACCCUCAAGGGCCAGCAGUACUACAUCAAGGUCCAAGAAGACGAGUCAGUAGUCCUUUCCAAAACCGUCGACCAACAGAACUACCUCACCAUCACAGGGACAAACAGCGGCCCUUGCACAAGAACGUACAGAGAACUGUAUACCAUCGACGGAAAUGCAUUUGGUAAGCCCUGCGUGUUUCCCUUCCAGUACAAAGACCGGUGGUUUGGGGACUGCACUACCUUCGACUCCUCAAUAAAGCGUGCCUGGUGUGCAGUCGAAACAAAAUUUGAACGUGAACUGUGGGGAUACUGCCCGAGUUCUUCCACAGACACCUGGACGAGAAACCUCGCUACAGGAGCAUAUUACCAGGUGAACGCAGCGUCAGCUCUGACUUGGUCCCAGGCUGACGUCAGCUGCAAACAGCAGACUGCCUCCCUGCUCAGUAUCACCGACCCCAAUGAACAGGCAUUCGUCUCAGUUAUUCUGGGAUCAGGGAAGAGCAAAUUUUGGAUCGGGCUGGUUCUGGACCCAGACCAUGGCUGGCAAUGGACUAACGGGAGACCAUUCCGUUACUUAAGAUGGUCUGCUGGAAAUCCUAUGCCUAAUCCUGGACACAACUGUGCAGUUCUUGACUCUACCGGGCAGCAGACCUGGGAAACGUCAACCUGCGGCAGGAAACAGGGGUAUAUCUGCUAUAAAGAAGGGAGUCCACCUCCUCCGGUGCAAAUCGAGGAAGGAUUUUGUGCGAAUCCUUGGAUUCCGUAUAACGGCCAUUGUUUCCACCUUCAACGCACAGUCCAGACGUGGACUGAUGCACAGAGAGAGUGUCGCAAAGAAGGAGGGGAUCUAGUGAGCAUCCGCAAUGUGGAGGACCAAAGCUUUAUCAUCUCUCAACUUGGAUACGGACCCACAGAUGAGCUCUGGAUUGGUUUUAAUGACAGGAGAACAGAAGGACUGUUUGACUGGAGCGAUCAUUCUACUGUCAGCUUCACCAGCUGGGAAUAUGGGAAACCAACUGUCUCCAGUGAUGUAGAAGACUGUGUUCUUAUUAGAGGAGAGAAUGGAAACUGGGCUGAUCGUUCCUGUGAUGAAAGACAUGGUUAUAUCUGUAUGAAGCAGAGUUCCACUGAACGCACCGGGGAUGAAGUAGAUGUGGACGUCGGCUGCAGACCCAUGUGGAAGAGACAUGGCUCCUACUGUUACUUCAUAGGGACAGAAACCAAAACAUUUGAUGAUGCUAAAGAGGACUGCAAGAGCUCAGGGUCCUAUUUGGCCGAUGUCGCUAAUGGGGUGGAUAAUGCGUUUCUUGUCAGCCUGGUGGGAAUGAGACCAGAGAAAUACUUCUGGCUCGGCCUUUCCAACCAGAAAAACCUCGAUGAGUUUGUGUGGACAAACACAGACACAGUGAGGUUUACUCACUGGAACUCCGAAAUGCCAGGUUACCAACAGGGCUGUGUUGCAAUGACAACGGGGAUUUUGGCUGGACUCUGGGACCUGCUGCCAUGCACCAAUACAGAGAAAUACAUCUGCAAACACCUGGCAGAGGGGGCGGUUCUAACCCCUGUACCUCCCACUGUCACUCCUCCCAAAUGUGCAGAAGACUGGAAUCGAAUAGGAACAAGAAACUACUGCUCCAAGUUUUUUACAGGGCCACGUUCAGAGGAAAAGACCUGGUUUGAGGCCAGGGAUUACUGCAGGGCCAUUGGAGGGGAUCUGCUCAGUAUUCAUAACUCAGCUGAACUACGUGUGGGACGUCAUGGAAGAGCCUGGAUUGGUCUACAUAUUCCUGACCCGAAUUCUGGUUAUGCAUGGUCUGAUGGAACCCCGGUUAACUUCCAACACUGGCAGGAAGGAGAGCCAAACAACUUUAAUAAUGCUGAAAACUGUGUUGAAUUCAGAAUAUAUAACUGGGAUGAAUCUGGGUCUUGGAAUGACGUCAACUGUGAAAGUUACAAUGACUGGUUGUGUCAGAUUCGAGCAGGAGUGACUCCAAAACCCCCUCCAAAUAUUACUGCAACAGAGUAUGAGACAACAGACGAUGGCUGGAUUAAAUGGGGAGGAAACCAGUAUUACAUCAACAGAUAUUCAAUGGCCAUGGAAGAUGCUCGCCAGUACUGUCGGAAUAGACAUGGUGACUUAGUAUCAUUUACCAGCGAAGCUGAGAACGUCUUUGUUUGGAAACAGAUAUCCAGAAACUAUGGGUACUAUUAUAUCGGCAUGUCAGUGGAUCUUGAUGGAUCAUUUUGGUGGUUGGAUGGUUCUUCGGUGGAGUUAACAAGAUGGGAUGUAGAUCAACCAAAGACUGACACGUUUGAUGACAACUGUGUUGUUAUGACUUAUUACAUGGGUUUCUGGAGUUCUUCUAACUGUGGCCAAGAGUACCAGUCCAUUUGUAAACGCAGUGGCUCAGCACCCGUUAACACCACCGUUGCCCCCACAGUUGCUCCUAAAGGUGGAUGCCCAAUUAAAUGGCGAAAAUUUGGCUCUAAGUGUUAUAAUAUCAUUACGAACCGGAAAACCAGCUGGGAGGAAGCACGGAAGCAAUGCAUUACCAUGGGAGGCAAUCUGGUCUCUAUUCCUAACAGACAGGUGCAAGCUUUCCUGAUCACCAGAAUGGCUGAAAUGGCCAACUCAGACCUGUGGAUUGGUUUGCACAGUAUAAGAAAAGAUGAGUUUUUCUGGACUGAUGGAAAACCAAGAAAAUACACCAACUGGGGCUAUGCUAAACACAAACGUCGCCCGGGAAGCUUUUAUCAAAGAUGGAAUGAGGAAGACUGUGUUUUGAUGACCAGUAAUCCAACAUUUGGCUUUGGUAAAUGGUUGAUAAAGCCCUGCAAUGACACCAAUGGAUUUGUCUGUCUUCGAGAUCUAGACCCAAGCAUCCCAUCCCAGCCAGACCCAAUAAUUCCAAAUACAUAUGUAACUUUGGGAAAUCACAGUAUCAAGAUAGUGACUCAAAAUCUGACCUGGGCUGAUGCCAAAAAACGCUGUGAAAAUGAUCAAGCCAACCUAGCCAGCCUACGAAAUGAGUGGACACAGGCCUAUGCCGAGCUAAUGUCUGUGACUCUCAAAGCUCCUCUGUGGAUUGGACUGAACAAAGACCAGACUGGCGGUUUUUUCAGAUAUGUUGACGGUUGGCACUUGAAUUUUGCCAAUUGGGCUGAGGGUGAACCAAAGCAAAACAAACCUUGUGUGUACCUGGACCUAAAUGGAAAAUGGAGAACAGCUUUCUGCAAUCAAACCAUGAACAGUGUUUGCAUACAGUCUACAGAAGUACCACCGACCGAGUCAAGCAGUUACCCAGGAAUUUGCCCUGCAGACACAGAUGUGGAGUACCACCAGAGCUAUAGCUGGUUACCGUUUAAGAGUCACUGUUACUUGUUCGUCACAGAGGAAAUUGAGUGGGCAGAUGCAGCUAGUAGCUGUGUAAGGCAUGGUGGAACCCUGGCGAGUAUUGAAGAUCCUUCUGAGCAAGAAUUUAUUAAAAGCAAUGUAGAAGUAUAUCAGGACAGCCACAGCUCUUUCUGGAUCGGCCUGUUUAAGACACAUAAGGGGACAUGGUCUUGGUUAGACAAAACAGUCUUGGACUACACUAACUGGGCUGAAAUUGAGCCCAAUAAUGACUAUGGAGAAAUUUCAACCUCGGAUGGAACAUGGGGUACAGGACGUAGAUGGCAUGACAGAGCAUACAUCUGUGAAACACCCAAAGUGAUGCCAGAAAAUCCAGGGGGAAAACCUGAACCACAGGGACCUCAGGAUCGUCAAAACCGUGCCCAUGCCAGUUUGGUAGUUGUACUAGUCAUCAUGGUCAUCUCCUGUUUGAUAGUCGUUGCAAUCUUCAUCUACAAGAAGGCUCCACGUCCUUUACCCACCUUCGAAAAUCCACUCUAUGUUGAAAAUGAGCGACCCCAGCCUGACGUGGUCGACACCAACAAACUGAUAGAGAAAGCAGAGGAGGAAACCCCUGAGCCUAUUAUAACUCUGUGAUGUAUCAGAGCUGAAUCUAGUGGGACAUUACUGUGUCUCAGACUGAUGUAUUACACUCUUAUGCUUCAUUUAGUGGUUUUUACUGCAGUAUACAGUAUAUUCAAUUAUUUAACAAUGUAUUAUUACGCAUGAGUUUCAAUGGAGUUGGCAAUGUCUGACCUCGUGGAACAGAGUAAUUUAGGCUCUAGGAUGUCUCAAUGGAAAAUGAUUUAUGGUUGAUUUCUUUCUUUUUUUUUUUUUUUUCUUUUUUUUAAUCAAUGUAUAUAACUGGCUUAUGCCCACUAGAUGCUGUUUAUUGCUUAUUCUGAAAUGUGUAAUCUAUAUACCAGUCACUGUCAGCAUUAAACUAAUUAGUUUUUUAAUAAAUAAAAUAACAAGAGAUCAGUUCACUUAU
Molecule: messenger RNA, 4779 nt
Organism: Sphaeramia orbicularis (orbiculate cardinalfish)
Lineage: Eukaryota; Metazoa; Chordata; Actinopteri; Kurtiformes; Apogonidae
Gene: mrc1b
Product: mannose receptor, C type 1b
Exons: 31
Coding region: 87-4385 (1432 amino acids)
Source: RefSeq, a predicted model, not a curated record